Daphnia magna is the source of this 2495-nucleotide messenger RNA. RefSeq lists its product as uncharacterized. The record is from RefSeq and is a predicted model, not a curated record. The transcript has 2 exons. NCBI's taxonomy places the organism in Eukaryota, Metazoa, Arthropoda, Branchiopoda, Diplostraca, Daphniidae. The coding region runs from base 714 to 1709 and encodes 331 amino acids.
UUUCGUGGCGGAUUCUUCCCAUCCUUGGCGCCAAACUAACAUGGCGGAUCGGUGAAUAGACAUUUCUCGUUGCACUUUUCUUUGUGUGUGAAACAACAGCGGCUGGUGUUGCAGUGGCUGACGUUUAUGCGUCGCUACCGCUGACAUCCCUGCUGGUUGUGAAGAAGGGCAUUUUUGUAAACUAACAACGGCUAGUGUUGCAGUGGCUGACGUUCAUGCGUCGCUACCGCUGACAUUCCCGUUAGUUGUGCGGAAGGGCAGUCAGGCUCAGGCGAAGCUCGUGUGACGAGCGUUGGAGAUUUGUUCGGUUCAGGCAAAGCUCGUGUGACGAGCGUUGGAGAUUUGUUUGGUUCAGGCGAAGCUCGUGUGACGAGCGUUGGAGAUUUGUUCGGUUCAGGCGAAGCUCGUGUGACGAGCGUUGAAGAUUUGUUCGGCUCAGGCGAAGCUCGUGUGACGAGCGUUGGAGAUUUGUUCCCAAUACAAACGUGGUUUAAAAGUAGAAAACGGUCCGAUUGUGUUGAUUUAUUCUGGUAAAAAGACGUUCGUUCACGCUAUCCGAUUUUGGCAAACGCAACAUUUUAGUUGUGCGGAAGGGCAUUUUGUUGUUAUAUAACGGUGGCUGGUGUUGCAGUGGCUGACGUUCUGCGUCGCUACAGCUGACAUCCCUACUGGUUGUCCGGAAGGAAAUUAGAUCAAUCGUCGAGAUUUGUUAGAUGCGUCAAUGUCGUUGUGAGGUAGGACGGUGUGCGAGGUGUGUGUGUGUCAGAGAAGGGCAGCAGUGCGACGAAAACUGCUUGUGCUUCCCAGAACGUUGUACCAACAGGGGUGUGGAACAUUUUCAAGACGCUAAAGAGGAGGUAGAAAUUUUACCUGCCGCAAUGGAUCCGAACGCACUAAACGCUGCAUUAUCCGCACUGGCAGCCAAACAACAACUACAACAACAACAGAUGCAGCAACAUCAGAAUUUACUGACGGCCCUGACUAAUCGGCUCCUAGCUGUUCCCGCUCCUGGCCCACCCGUCGUUCCGCCGGUGCCGACCGUAGUGGUUCGAGCAGUUUUAGAUGUAGAUGUAAAAUACUCUGGAUCUACGGGUGAAAGUAUUCAAGAUUGGCUGCAAAUGGUAAAUAGAAAGGCUCUCGCAGAAAACUGGGUUGACGGAGACAAAAGGAGAGCCGCCAUUAGUUCACUGUUCGGCAAAGCGCUCACGUGGCAGGAAGAAAUAGGAGUGAAUUUGAUUCAAUGGAACGACUGGAUUAACGGGAUACGUGGAGCCUUCGAAUUACAACUGACCGAGAGUCAAUGGCAAGCCAUAGUGGAAGGACGAAAGCAGCUGCCUGACGAGUCGGGAUCCACCUAUGUGCUGGACAAAGUUAAGUUAUGUCAUCGUCGGGCUGUUCCUCUCACGGAUGCGGAACUGAUUCCUUUCCUUAUUCGAGGACUUCUUCACCCCGGGAUACAGUCGGUUAUGAUGGGAAACCCCCCCAUUUCGGUCAACGCUUUUCUUAUCGAGAUUCGCCGUCUAGAGAGCAUUAGUGAUUCGCCGGUCGGCUCAAGUGCUUCAAAAGAGACCGAGAAAAUCUACGAAAAGACGCCCGAAAAGACCCGAUCUACUGACUCGUUAUUCCAGGCCAUGGAGGCAUUGACGAGUCAAGUGGCUGUUCUGACGCAUACAGUAAACCGUCCAUCUUCUCCAGACUUUUUAGGUUAAUUUCAACUGUCGUGCCGUUUACUUCUGGUCGUCCGUCUUAAUCUAAUGGUCGAUAACAUGCUUCAUUUCAAAAUUUUGUUUAUUCAUUUUGUUGUCCGUCUUAUCUGUCCGUCUGACUAUUUCGAAUUGUAUGUGUCAGGCCGUCCUUAAUUAAGAUCCUAGAUCUUUCUGUCAGGAAGGGCCGAAUGUUGUAAAUGUGGCGCUGUUGUACUUUUCGUCGCGGUCUGACAACGUCGCCCCGACCUCCUGCGUGAGGGACGGGCAGUUCGGUCCAGGCGUAGCUCGAGUUCGGGCGUUUUUCGUGUUUGCUCUGAAAUACAAACCUAGUUAAAGUCGAACACGGCCGAUUGUCGAUUUAAUUUAACGAAAACGUUCGUUCCCUUUGAUCGAGUCAGGUGAUUUCGUAACACAUAUCAUGUAGAAAUAAUUUUACUGCUGCUUUUGGGAUUGUAUUUAAGUCAACAAUGGUUUUGACUGUAAAAGCGAGCACAUAUUCGUAAUUUGGUUUCCAUGACGGCUUCAAAACUCCCUAAAGAAAAAUAUUAUUUUUUAUGCAGGUUUCUCCAUUUGCUUGACGUGAAGAUCUCUUCAAAACUACUUUGAUUGAGUAUUUGACAUGGCCAUAGCCAAAUUUUUCCAACAUCUCAGUUUGAAAUGAAGAGGGAAUUUUUUUUGGAAGUGCAAACGCAAAUGGAAAUUGGUGAACUCCACUGACAAGUUCAAAUGUUUCUCUGCCUGCAAGUAAAACAAUUAAUGUAUAUAAGAUAAUAAAAAUAUUGAACAUUG